Aspergillus calidoustus is the source of this 243-nucleotide messenger RNA. NCBI's taxonomy places the organism in Eukaryota, Fungi, Ascomycota, Eurotiomycetes, Eurotiales, Aspergillaceae. The record is from the annotation of a GenBank genome assembly.
AUGGCAGCCUCAAUAGCUCCCGAGUGUAAUGAUAUCAAAGAAAAAUACGACACCUGCUUUUUAAAGUGGUACAGCGAGAAAUACCUGCGCGGCAACACCACCUCGAACGAAUGUGAAGACCUUUUCGCAAAGUACAAGUCCUGUCUGACUAAAACACUCAAAGAACGAGGGAUCGACACCAUGCUUGAGGAAGCGCGAAAGUCCACACCCGAGACAGACGCUGAGUAUAAUCGGCGGACAUGA